CCGGUCCGAAUCCCGGAGGCUGCGGUGGCUGCCCUGGGGCCCGGAGCCGAGUUGCUGCAGGCUCCCGUAACCGCAGCUCGUCUUCCCUUCACGCCCGCCCAGACUGCCCGCUCCAUCCGCAGAAAGCCGCGCGGGUGCCGGACGAUGGCAGCGCGGGGGUCGGGGAUCGCGCUGCGCCUCCAGCUCCUCUUCCAGCUGGUGGCCGGGCUCUGGGGUCCGGCGGGCGCGGGGCGCGGCGCGGCCAGAGGAUUAGCUGAACCAUCCUCUAUUGCAAAACAUGAAGAUAAUUUGUUUAAGGAUUUAUUUCAAGACUAUGAAAAAUGGGUUCGUCCUGUGGAACACCUGAGUGAUAAAAUUAAAAUAAAGUUUGGUCUUGCAAUAUCUCAGUUGGUGGAUGUGGAUGAGAAAAAUCAAUUGAUGACAACAAAUGUCUGGUUGAAACAGGAAUGGAAAGACGUAAAAUUAAGAUGGAACCCUGAUGACUAUGGUGGAAUAAAAGUUAUACGUGUCCCUUCCAACUCCCUCUGGAUCCCCGACAUUGUUUUGUUUGAUAAUGCAGAUGGGCGUUUCGAAGGGGCCAGUACGAAAACAGUCGUCAGGUAUGAUGGCAGCGUCACCUGGACUCCACCAGCAAACUACAAAAGCUCCUGCACCAUAGAUGUCACGUUUUUCCCCUUUGACCUCCAGAACUGUUCCAUGAAAUUCGGUUCGUGGACGUACGAUGGCUCCCAGGUCGACAUCCUUUUAGAGGACCGCGAGGUGGACAAGAGAGAUUUUUUUGAUAACGGAGAAUGGGAAAUAGUGAGUGCCACCGGGAGCAAAGGGAACAGAAGUGACAGCUGCUGCUGGUACCCUUAUAUCACGUACUCGUUUGUGAUCAAGCGCCUGCCUCUCUUUUAUACCUUGUUUCUUAUCAUACCCUGUAUCGGGCUCUCAUUUUUAACUGUACUUGUCUUCUAUCUUCCUUCCAAUGAAGGUGAAAAGAUUUCUCUCUGCACUUCCGUCCUUGUCUCCUUGACCGUCUUCCUUUUGGUUAUUGAAGAGAUUAUUCCCUCCUCUUCCAAAGUAAUCCCUCUGAUUGGAGAGUAUCUAGUAUUCACCAUGAUUUUUGUGACCCUGUCAAUUAUGGUGACUGUCUUUGCCAUCAACAUCCAUCAUCGCUCCUCCUCGACACACAGUGCCAUGGCGCCCUGGGUCCGCCGGAUAUUUCUCCACCAGCUUCCAAAGCUGCUGUGCAUGAGAAGUCACGUAGAUAGAUAUUUCACUCAGGAGGAGGAGGCUGCAAGCCCCAGCGCCCCAUCGGCUUCUCAGAACACAUUGGAGGCGGCGCUGGAUUCGAUUCGUUACAUCACAAGACAUGUGGUGAAGGAGAAUGAAGUGCGUGAGGUUGUUGAAGAUUGGAAAUUCAUAGCCCAGGUUCUUGAUCGGAUGUUUCUGUGGAUCUUUCUUCUGGUUUCAAUUAUAGGAUCUCUUGGGCUCUUUGUUCCUGUGAUUUACAAGUGGGCAAAUAUAAUAGUACCAGUUCAUAUUGGAAAUGCAAACAUGUAAUACUUCUCAGGGAACUGUAGGAGGAAUUUAGAUACCAGAAGUCCCCUUUAGUGUAUGGUACUGGUAAAAUUAUGAAAACGUAGAUGGUACUGGACAUCUGAGAUUAGCUUUAGCAGAUUAAUAGCCACUGACAUCAAUUUGUCUUCGUAGAGUGCUGGUAGAUUGUCUACCUGCAUGUCUGAAGUAGUAAUUCACCCAGUGACAUAUGAUUUCCUAAAAAUGGCUAUAUAUUAGUCAUACUAGUGAAAAUCUGUAUUUUGGCAAAUACUAGUUUGUAAUCAACAAUGAUAAUUAUCUUUUGAUUGUGCUGGAAAAUUGCUGUUGUAUUGGAGACUGAUUUUUUUCAGCAGCUGGUAUAAGUAUACAUUUUUUAAUUGCUUCUGUUCUGUGCUCACUGGGAAACAGCUCAUUUGCAUAUUCAAUUAUUGCCAUCAUGUUAAGUAGGUUUGAUUUCUUGAUAUAAUGAUGUAUUGUGAUGUAAUACAUUUCUAUAACCCAUGCUUUUAUAAAUGAAAAAGGGAAA
Molecule: messenger RNA, 2071 nt
Organism: Sorex fumeus (smoky shrew)
Lineage: Eukaryota; Metazoa; Chordata; Mammalia; Eulipotyphla; Soricidae
Gene: CHRNA5
Product: cholinergic receptor nicotinic alpha 5 subunit
Exons: 6
Coding region: 145-1548 (467 amino acids)
Biological process (GO): regulation of membrane potential; signal transduction; nervous system process
Cellular component (GO): neuron projection; synapse; postsynaptic membrane
Molecular function (GO): transmembrane signaling receptor activity; acetylcholine-gated monoatomic cation-selective channel activity
Source: RefSeq, a predicted model, not a curated record